AUGUGCUUAAUACAAAACUAUGUUUUCAGAAAACGUGGAAGUAACCAAAUAAUCUACGAAGUCUAUGAAUAUGAAGAGCUUAAAGACUCGAGCAACAUAAAUAUCGAAGAUUGGAAUAAAAUGGCCGAAUUGAUCCAAAAGAAGUAUGAUGCCUUUGGUGGGUUCGUGAUUUUGCACGGUACCGAUACCAUGGCGUAUACGUCAUCGGCGCUUUCGUUCAUGUUUGGGAAGACUUGCAAGCCGAUCGUCUUAACCGGUUCUCAAAAACCUAUGUUCAAUAAUGACGGGAAGCCUAUUGAUGAUAGUGAUGCUAAAGAUAAUUUGCUCGGAGCGCUGUAUGUUGCAGGGCAUGUUGCCAUUCAGAAAGUUACAUUGUUUUUUAAUAAGAAGUUAUUCCAAGGAAAUCGUGUCAUUAAGUUUGAUUGCGAAGAGAAGGACGCAUUUUGGUCGCCGAACGUCGACGACCUUCUUCCGAAUGUCGAAGAUAUUAAUGAGAUAUACGACAUGAAGAGAUCAGAACAGAAACCUCUCACACACGGUGGUAUCACACAGUUCAACAAAAAUUAUGUUGGCAUAUUGAAGCUCUUUCCUGGAAUCACUGUGGAAACAGUGCGAAAUUUCAUACAACCGGAGAAUCAAAAGAACACCUACAUGAAAGGCAUAGUCCUAGAGACCUAUGGAGCAGGAAAUGCUCCUACUAAUACAGAUGAGCCUAGCAUUUUAAAUGAAUUGAAAACAGCAAUUGUUGGCGGCGUGCUGAUUCUAAACUGUACGCAGUGUGUAAAAGGAGUUGUUUCAAGUGACUAUGAAACUGGAAGAGUUUUGCUAGAUGCCGGUGUAAUUCCAGGGAGAGAUAUUACUCCUGAGGCUGCACUGGCAAAACUUCUCUACGUCCUUAGCAAAUGGGAUCGGAACGAAGAACAGCGAGAAAUGCUGAACAGUAAUUUACGCAAUGAGAUUAAUGAUACCAAAACUGUUACGAAUCUCGCCGCCGAAGAACCGGAGAAACUAAAUGCCAAGUACUCUGAGGCCACCACUUUGUCAAAGGUGUUUGUUAUUUACACUGGUGGUACCAUUGGAAUGACUGAGCGUGACGAUCAAGGUACGAUAACUUAG
Anneissia japonica is the source of this 1116-nucleotide messenger RNA. RefSeq names its product L-asparaginase 1-like. The record is from RefSeq and is a predicted model, not a curated record. Gene Ontology annotation, molecular function: asparaginase activity. Bases 1 to 1116 code for a protein of 371 amino acids. The transcript is spliced from 6 exons. Gene Ontology annotation, biological process: amino acid metabolic process. NCBI's taxonomy places the organism in Eukaryota, Metazoa, Echinodermata, Crinoidea, Comatulida, Comatulidae.